Molecule: messenger RNA, 487 nt
Organism: Phodopus roborovskii (desert hamster)
Lineage: Eukaryota; Metazoa; Chordata; Mammalia; Rodentia; Cricetidae
Gene: Slc35a2
Product: solute carrier family 35 member A2
Exons: 2
Coding region: 167-472 (101 amino acids)
Biological process (GO): pyrimidine nucleotide-sugar transmembrane transport
Cellular component (GO): Golgi membrane
Molecular function (GO): pyrimidine nucleotide-sugar transmembrane transporter activity
Source: RefSeq, a predicted model, not a curated record
GAAGCCCAAAACUACCAUUUUAGAAUCGGGUUUGGAACGGACUAAGAACACCCACCUCCCAGUCCCAGCUAAUGCUCCGCCCUCCACUCCGGAGGUCCGGAAGCGGACGUGAUGGAUACGGAAGUAGCCUGCUGUUGCCGAGGGGACGGGACGGGCAGAUGCCAACAUGGCAGCGGUUGGGGUUGGCGGAUCCACCGCGGCGGCCGGGCCAGGGGCCGUGUCCGCUGGUGCGCUGGAGCCUGGGUCAGCUACAGCGGCUCACCGGCGCCUCAAGUACAUAUCCUUAGCUGUGCUGGUGGUCCAGAACGCCUCCCUCAUCCUUAGCAUCCGAUAUGCUCGCACACUGCCUGGUGACCGCUUCUUUGCCACCACUGCUGUGGUCAUGGCUGAAGUGCUCAAAGGUGUCACCUGUCUCCUGCUGCUCUUCGCCCAGAAGAGGGGUAUGAGUCAGGGAAGGGGUUGGUUGGUCUGACCCCCCUAUAUGUAA